AUGGCCAAGCUGUGCGAGUCGGUUUGUGCGGGUUCCGGCUGCGAGCUGCCCGGCACGAAGCAAUGCAGCCGCUGUGGAGUGGUGGCCUACUGUUCAGCAGAGUGCCAGCGGAAGGACUGGAAGACCCACAAGCUCGUGUGCAAGAAAGUGGAGUCUCCAGAGAGCCGCAUUGCUGAUCUGCUUCGUGCCGGCUGUCUCUUCACAGCGGGCGAAGAGCUGGCGAAGUUGGAGAAGCCGAGCAAGAAGUUGAAAGAGGAGCACGAGGAUCGCUUGAAAGACGGCAUCCACUCGGAGGUCGUGGAAGGGCGGCUGGAGUUGCGGCCCACGAAUACCGGCAUGGGCUACGUCGCUGCUAAGGACAUCUCACCAGGUGACGCCCUGUUUUUCGACACAGCCUUUUCCUCUGCCCCUGUCAAUGGAGCGAAAGAGUACUUCUGCCUCAUUGCGGAGAAAGCCAUAAGAAAGGGGCACCGAGAUCGACGAGUCAGUGCCCGUGCAGAUGCCCAGGCCGACUUCUACUAUGCCUCGGUGUUACAGCUGGGUACCAAGGACAGUCAUGACAGGGCCACGCUCGACGACGCCGAAGUGGAUGCUGAGAUGAAAGAGCAGAUUCUAGUCUGCUCCAUCGCUGAAGCGAAUUGCCUUUACUGCACGCAGGAGCCCGAUCAAGUUGCGCUCUUCGUGUCCGCAGCACGCUUCAACCACUCCUGUGCACCGAAUGCUAGCUUCGACAGCAGCCGUGGGACGCUUUUGGUGAAGGCCCUUGUGGCAAUCCCAGCUGGGGAGGAGGUGACAGUAAGCUAUCUUCCCGGCGAGCUUCUGUCCGAGGGUGUCGGCAAGAGACGCGAGCGCCUCCUCAACGGUCGCGGCUUCCACUGCAGGUGCGUCAGAUGUCAAGAGGAAAGCGAGUUGACAAGAUCAUUGACAUGCCAGGCAGAGCAGUUUUUGUCCCGCGCACCGGUGGCGCCAAAAGCUGCUCCAUCUCAGCAAAGAGGUGCCGCAGUGCCUCAACGACAGGCAGCGGUCCCGCAGCAACAGCCCCAGGUCCAACAGGCCCAGCAACUGCAGCGGCAGUUGCAUCCACAGAUAUACGGUGCACAGCCACAAGUGGCAAAAGACUCCAGGAACAGGCAGAGCCGGGCACCGAGCGGCUCGCAGCGCCAUUCGAUUCAAGGCCCUGAGGCUUCUGCCCCAAAGACAGGGCAGGAUGCACAAAUGCAGGGGCGAGACGCAGUCCAGAAAGCACAGUGGAAACGGAAGCGCGAUGGACCGAUUUUUCCUGUCGGGAGCGUGGUGCAGUAUUGGAGCUCUACCAAAGGCAAGUGGGUCACGACUCGUGUGAAAGCGCUCCAUCUGGACGAACAUGGUAAAGUGACUGCUUAUGACUGCUCGGGCAAGCCUUAUGCACUGGCGACGAAGGUGCGGGCAGCGCCGCAAAAACUGCAGCAGAAGGCAACGACCGGACAAGCGCCGCGAGUUGCAGCUGCUGCAGUUCCCAAGGAAGCUGGCACAGGGCCACCUGCUGCAGGAACAGCUGGUGAGCCAGUAAAAGCCUUUGAAAGAAAGGUGGUACCUCCACGUGUGGCCCUUCCUGCAGGGAUGGCUGCAAAGAUGAAGCAGAAGCAGAAGCAGAAGGCGAAGGCGCCUGUCUUCAAGGUCGGCGAUCGCGUGUGGUACUGGAGCAGCCAUCAGCGGACAUGGCUCAACACCCGCAUCAAGAAAGUGAAUCGGCGGAAAGAUGGCGCAAUCGUGUCCUAUGACUGCUCGGGUAAGCCCAAGGCAGACCCGAGAAAGCUGAGACCGAGACCUUCCAAGAGCGGCAAAGCCAAAGUCGAAGCCAACGCUGCGGUGACUGAGGCUAAUGCCGCACCGCCCCCUGCAGCCGCCGGACAGAGCGAUGCUGGCGCCGCUGCGCCAGAGGCACAGGCGCCUGCAAAACCCGCCACGACGGAGAAGAGGUUCCAUACUGGCCAAAAAGUCUAUUACCUCAGUGGUCAGCUGCAAAAGUACGUGGUGACCGAAGUUCUCCGUGUCCUCCGGAGCGAAAGCGGA
Molecule: messenger RNA, 2052 nt
Organism: Symbiodinium sp. CCMP2456
Lineage: Eukaryota; Dinophyceae; Suessiales; Symbiodiniaceae
Source: the annotation of a GenBank genome assembly